Messenger RNA from Paralichthys olivaceus (Japanese flounder), 1633 nucleotides. The record is from RefSeq and is a predicted model, not a curated record. Lineage: Eukaryota; Metazoa; Chordata; Actinopteri; Pleuronectiformes; Paralichthyidae.
CUGUUUUUCGGGUUGAUGACGACAUGACUUGUCUGAAAAGAGGAAAAGCGACAUAACAAGGCUUCACCUGAACCUGACUCCAAACCAGAAAACAAACCCAGAGACAUUUAAAGGCAAAUCACCCAACCCUCAAAGAGCGAGAGUUGUCUGUUUUGGGUGGGCCUUUGUGGAAUCCACCCCUCUUUCCUCCACCCCUUUCUCUUCCUCCCCUCCUCUCCCUCUUUUUCUGCCUUUCUCCCUUCCGCUACGGUCCAUCCUCUGAAGCCCCCUCCUCCGCUCUGCACCCCUCCCUCAGCGGUGCUCCGUCGCCCUGGGUGAGCGGGAAGGGGGGUGGCCCACGGUACCCCCCGACACCUGGGCGCCACCGAGCCGCCAGAGGCUGGUGAGGCGGCGGCAGGGUCAGCGCUGGGAAGAUGGCCGCUCUCGCCAGCUCCCUCAUUCGCCAGCGCAGGGAGGUCAAGGACCCCCAAGCAAACCGGCAGAUCGCCAGCAAGCGCAAGCCAUGCCCAAAGAGCAACAAGUCGCUCUGCCAGAAGCAGAUCCUCAUAUUAAUAUCCAAGGUUCGACUAUGUGGCAGUCGAGGGAGAAAAAUGGAGAAAAGACCAGAAAUGCCCUCUGAAAUUCCUAAAAAUACAAGGAAGGGGUUCUUUCUUGAGCCCCAGCUGAAGGGCAUCGUCACGCGGCUCUACUGCAGACACGGGUUCUACCUCCAGAUGCUGCCGGAUGGCACCAUGGAAGGCACAAAGGACGAAAGCAGCUCCUUCUUGCAGUUCAACUUGAUUCCUGUGGGUCUCAGGAUAGUGGCCAUCCAGAGCACCAAGACAGGGCUCUAUGUCGCCAUGAACAGCGAGGGCUACCUCUACACUUCGGAACACUUCACGCCAGAGUGCAAGUUUAAGGAGUGCGUGUUCGAGAACUACUACGUGACCUACUCGUCCAUCCUGUACAGACAGACCCAGUCGGGCCGAGCGUGGUACAUCGGCAUCAACCGGGACGGACAGGUGAUGAAGGGGAACCGCGUCAAGAAGACCAAGGGAGCUGCACACUUCCUGCCCAAACUCAUCGAAGUGGCCAUGUACAGGGAGCCCUCUCUACACGACGUCGCUGAGCAGAGUCCGCCCAGGAAAACGCCGAAGACCUCCAGUGACUCACCCGUACUUCAGAACGGCAAGAAAGACCCUCAAUCCAAAACCAAAACAUCCUCCUCCUAGCGCUCAGAGACACGGGAGGUGGUGCUGGUGGUGGUGGGUGGGGUGGUCGGGGUGCAGCGCACAGGCUACUGGGCACCGGCGGAAACCCGAAAAGGGUUGUUAUUGCUACCCCACCCUCCACCACCCCUACUGCCUGCAACACUGACCCCCAUGAAAACUCUGCAUACCACAAUGCACCAGUGUAACGUUGAAGAAAAAGGAUCAGGCCUGGGUAGAGUGCAGCUGGCCAAUGGGAAGCCCCCAUUUACCCUCACAGACCCCCACCCUCCACACCAGCGCGCCACCUUCUUAUGUAAUAACUUCCAUGAUUAUCCGAGCCUGGGACACAAAAGCAAUAACUCCACAAAGAGGUGGACGGUCGCCGAGCAUCGUAAAGCAUGUCACCGCGGCGUGUUUAACCAGCUGCGAGGAAAUCCCACACA